This is a messenger RNA of Spirodela intermedia, 1717 nucleotides long. Lineage: Eukaryota; Viridiplantae; Streptophyta; Magnoliopsida; Alismatales; Araceae. The record is from the annotation of a GenBank genome assembly.
AUGUCCCACAGUACCGUGAGUGGAAGCCAGUAUUGUCGUCUUUUCAGAUCAGCAAAGCGGAUUGUGGUUCUUCUUGUUGUUGUAGCUACUGACCUCUGCCAAGGUAGAAUCCAGAUGUACAUGCAGCAACAUUAGAAGAUCGUGAGCCCCUCCCAAACAUUGGUAAUCAUGGGCUUUGCACUGAUUUUCCUGAUCUACCCCUUUCUUUUGAGACGAGUUAAGAAAAAUGGCAAAAAGAUAUAGUCAAACAAAUUAUGGUGAAGUGAUAAGUUCAGAGCCUCUGCACCUUGAUUUCAUUCACUUCAACAGAGAUAUCUGUGUCGAAGCCCCUCAAAACUUGGAGUGAAGUUUCAAAGUCAUCCAUUAAGCCCAUCUUUGCCUACAAGAUAUAAUCACAACUUUACUUUAAGAAUUUUAAAAUGGCUGCUGAUAAAGGCUCUUCCCCAAAGAAACUUACCAGCCACCUGGGGGAUUCUGGGAUAAAAAACAGACCAGGAAUCAAAAGUGUGCAGGGCAAGAUCCCUGCACAAGGAGUAAAGAGAUUUCCGGUAAUGAUUCGUCAUGGGUGAUUAUUAUUAUGAUUUCAGUUAUGUUCAUCGACACUAGAAAUGCAUCUACCAAGCACGGCAAGUGCCCUCCAGUGUAGAAAUAAACCGAAGAGGUAGGCCAGCAUUAUCCCUAUAGUGACAGAUAGCUGCAGGAGAAGAAGGAUAAAUAGACAAUCAGAUUCAUAUAAAUCGUACUGUAGACGGAAUGAGCGUGGGCGGCAAAAAUGGCUUAGAAGACACAAGUAGGAAGGCUUUUAUCAAACAAGAAAUAGCACACCCAGGCCAACCUGAUUCACAGAACCGAGGCCACCCCUCCUGUUCUGUGGAGCUAUCUCUGCUAUAUAGACAGGCACCUAGUAACAGCCAAACGUUUAGGAGUGAGAUCCCACAGAACGAACAGGCCAUACGAUGGGAUUGAAGAUGAAGGGAAAUGUAGAAAGACUGACCACAUAGGAGAUCACACCCACACCAAACCCUUCCAGUAGCCGACCCAUGUACAAGAAGGAAGUGUCCUGCAGAGCAGGAGAAGUGACACACAUGUGGAAAGAGGCAAAACUUUAUUAAGGAGGAUCUUCAUGUCAGAGAUUCCUAGCAGCAUACCUUUGCAAAGGAUAUGGCGAGCCACCCGAUUAUGUUGGGGAUGGCGGCGAUCAUCAGUGACUGCAUACCCACAGAGAAACCAAUGCAUUACCGGUCGUUCGUGCACACGAAAAGAGAAUAGGAGCAAGGAUCCACCGACGGUACUUCUACUUCAGUUGUUCCCUGGUCAAUCCUCAGAGCCAUGAAUGAAACGGCUUACCCCCUUGCGCCCUACGUACUCGGCAAUCUGCCCGCUGGCGAUCGCCCCAACCAUGGCGCCCACGUUAGACAGAGAGCCGAAGAAGGAGAACUGUUCAAACGCGAAGUUUCAUCGAGCGCCCAAGAAAUCGAUCAGAGCCAUCACGGGCGAAAUUUACGAGAUCCAACGAGAGAAGAAGGUAAGGAUUGGGCAGGGACAGGGGAUUUCACCUCUGAAAGGGAGAGGCCAAGGUCGCUGAUGAUCUCGGCCUGGGUGGGCGAGGAGUAGCCGCACUGCGCUCAAAGGAUCGAGGAAUUGGGGCGGAGAUUGAAGGAGAAGUAUACAUAGACAAAGAGGGAGGGAGGGAAGGAGCGAGGGCGAGGAGUACUAA